GCCCAUAUAUGAAAAAGAUAUCAUAUCUCCUUACGACUGUCGCCAAGUUGCCAAGGAUAUUGGUGCUACAUACUAUGAAACCAGCGUUGUUACAAUGUUUGGAAUACGUGAACUGUUUGAUAAUGUAAUCCGAGCCGCACUGAUAUCCCGGCGACACACUCGAUUUUGGAUUUCUAGUUUACGGAAAGUACAGAGUCCACUACUGCAAGAGCCUUAUUUGCCACCCAAACCAGAACCACCAGACUUGACAUUGCCCCCAUCUUCAUUCUGCAGUGAUAUAGGAAGUUUGUUGGAUAAUCCCUGUUGUUCAGAUGUUGUUUUUUUGGUGAAAGGUAUACUCAUUCCAGCGCACAGGGUGUGUUUAGUUGCUGCAUCACCAUUGUUCUUUGACUUGUUCAUGAUGGAUUUGUCAGCUAAAAUUGGGGAUUCCACUUGUAAAGUAGAGGGAGUUCACCCAAAUAUGCUGGAUAGCAUCGCUGGCAAUAAUGGAAUUAAGUCUAGGGACUACAAGGAAGAGAUGAGCACUGUUGUCAUGACAACCCCUGGCACAUCGUCUUGGACAACAUUCACCGAUUCUACUCCAGAUCUCACUGCCAAGCUAAACCUCCCACUAGAGGGCGCUGCAUCAAAUAUUCCAGCCAGUGAAGUAGUAAGGACUCCCAGUAGUGAGGAUUCCAUUGAACUACUGGGUGCUUGUGCUCCUAAAAUACUGCCCUCAACGUCACUAUUUAAUGAACCAUCCACGAGCCAUUGCAGUGUUCAUUCCACUGCCAAAUUUCUUGGAUAUCCAGGUAAAAUAUUGGACCACCCAGCAUUGGCCUCGAUUCACUUACAACCAGUUGACAAUCCAGUAAACGGGAAGCCUAGUAUCCAGACUGUAGUCACAGUACAGCAGCAUAUCUCACCAGUGGCUUUCCAAGUUUGUCUGGAAUAUCUUUACACUGGUACUUUCGAUCAAGAACGAUGGCAUAAUAUCAACCUGUCAGAGUUGAUUACAGUGGCUGAUGCACUAAAGUUGACAUCUUUGGUUACCUUGGUUACCGGUGUGAUGAAUCAUGAUGCAUAUGUCAAUGAAAUUAUUCUAAAAGCACAAUACAUGUUAGGAAGAACUAGCAGACUGAGAGAACUUAUUCUAAGAAAAGGAUUGUUUUCAGACAUGUUAAUUCAGACUGAUGAUGGUACAGUGGCUUCCCAUAGAGCUUUAUUGAUGGCUAGAUGUGAUAUGAUGUAUGCUAUGCUGGGUGGUAACUUCAAAGAAAGCACAUGUUAUGAGGUUUUUAUGCCGGGAACUAAGCACUGUUUUCAGGCAUUGCAAGAAUACCUAUAUACUGACCAGUGUCCACCGAUGAAACCUGCCGAAUGUUUAUGUCUGAUUGAAAUGGCCAAUUUCUUGUGUUUGCCAAGACUGGUUGCUCUGGGCGAGGAGAAUAUCAUCAGAGAAUUCAACCUGGCUUUGGAGAAAGAACGCGACAUCCAAGAAGAUGUCAUCAAUAUGUUGAAUGUUGCACAGAUGCACAAUGCCCAUCAACUGCAUUCGUGGUGUUUGACGUUUUUAGCACGACACUUCAGUGAUUUACAUCAAGAGUACAUGAAGAGCCUCCGUAAUGUGGCGUCUGAGGAUGCCCGAUAUCUACAGCGUCAUCGCUGGCCACCCACUUGGUACAUCAAAGAGAAAGACUAUUAUGACAAAGAAAAAAGAGAGCAAGACAUGAGUAAAAGAACCACUGAGCGGAAGGGAAAGAGAAAAUGGUGUCUGUAAGCUCAUCUGUGAGGACAUCUUAACACUUUGAGCAUAAAAAUCAAUUUUUGUCACCUAUUUCACUAUUGUUUAAAA
Saccoglossus kowalevskii is the source of this 1834-nucleotide messenger RNA. Its product is annotated as rho-related BTB domain-containing protein 1-like. Gene Ontology annotation, biological process: small GTPase-mediated signal transduction. The record is from RefSeq and is a predicted model, not a curated record. NCBI's taxonomy places the organism in Eukaryota, Metazoa, Hemichordata, Enteropneusta, Harrimaniidae. Gene Ontology annotation, molecular function: GTPase activity; GTP binding; protein binding.